Messenger RNA from Perca fluviatilis (European perch), 1949 nucleotides. RefSeq names its product tryptophan--tRNA ligase, cytoplasmic (gene wars1). Gene Ontology annotation, cellular component: cytoplasm. The transcript is spliced from 11 exons. Gene Ontology annotation, molecular function: tryptophan-tRNA ligase activity; ATP binding. Lineage: Eukaryota; Metazoa; Chordata; Actinopteri; Perciformes; Percidae. The record is from RefSeq and is a predicted model, not a curated record. The coding region runs from base 144 to 1574 and encodes 476 amino acids. Gene Ontology annotation, biological process: tryptophanyl-tRNA aminoacylation.
UUUGAAGAAGCCUGUUUGCAUGGGAAUCAUUUUAUCCAAACACUAGAUACCUCUUUUUCUGUCCAUGGGCUGAUGCAAGUUGAAUCAGAGUUGAACGAGUGAGCUGUGAACUGGGUGGGAAGUAUAUUGUACGUGUGAAGAAGAUGACGGACUGCCAGGGAGAUGCGGAAGGAGCCAAGAGUCCACUGGAGCUCUACGAGCAACUGACAGCACAAGGAGACGAAGUCAGGACCUUGAAAACAGCUAAAGCAGAUAAAGCUGAAAUUGAUGCUGCUGUUCAGUUGCUGCUAAAGUUGAAAGUAGGCUACAAACAGAUGACAGGUCAGGAUUUCAAAGCAGGCUGUCCGCCCUCAGAAAACUCUGUUGCCCCCAACAAUGGACCAGCAGCAGUUGACGCUGAUGAUGAAGAUACAGUUGACCCAUGGAACGUUUCCACUAGCAACGCCAAGGGAGUGGAUUAUGACAAACUCAUAGUAAGGUUUGGCAGCAGUAAAAUUGACAAGGAGCUGGUGGACAGAAUAGAAAAAGUCUUGGGACAGAAGCCUCACCGCUUUCUACGAAGAGGAAUCUUCUUCUCACACAGAGAUAUGCAGCAGGUACUGGAUGCGUAUGAGAAGCACAAGUCCUUCUACCUUUACACUGGCAGAGGUCCGUCCUCAGAGGCCAUGCACGUUGGUCACCUCAUCCCCUUCAUCUUCACCAAAUGGUUGCAGGAUGUGUUUGACAUCCCCCUGGUGAUCCAGAUGACUGAUGAUGAGAAGUACCUGUGGAAGGAUCUAACGCUAGAAGAUUGCCACCACUUCGCUGUGGAAAAUGCCAAGGACAUCAUUGCCUGUGGCUUUGAUGUCAACAAAACCUUCAUCUUCUCUGACCUCGACUACAUGGGUGCAACCCCUGAAUUCUACAGAAAUGUGGUAAAGAUCCAGAAGCAUGUGACAUUCAACCAGGUCAAAGGCAUCUUUGGCUUUACAGACAGUGACUGCAUUGGAAAGAUCAGCUUCCCAGCCAUCCAGGCAGCCCCUUCCUUUAGUAGCUCUUUCCCACAGAUCUUCAAAGGCAGAAAGGAUAUACAGUGUCUCAUCCCCUGCGCCAUAGACCAGGAUCCCUACUUUAGGAUGACCCGUGAUGUAGCUCCAAGGAUCGGCUAUCCCAAACCAGCCCUGCUGCACUCCACCUUCUUCCCAGCCCUGCAGGGGGCGCAGACCAAGAUGAGCGCCAGUGAUGCCAACUCCUCUAUCUUCCUCACUGACACACCUAAGCAGCUCAAAAACAAGGUCAACAAACAUGCAUUUUCGGGGGGGAAAGACACAGUGGAAGAGCACAGAAAGUAUGGUGGAAACCCAGACAUAGACGUUGCCUUCAUGUACUUGACCUUCUUCCUGGAGGAUGAUGAACAGCUGGAGAAGAUCAGACAGGAUUACACAAGUGGAGCUCUCCUAACCGGAGAACUGAAGAAGAUUUUGAUUGAGACUCUGCAGCCAAUGAUUGCGGAGCAUCAAGAGCGACGCAAACAAGUCACAGAUGAGACCGUCAAGCAGUUCAUGACACCCAGACCUUUAAAUUUUAACUUCUAGUCUGCUUGAGCAACUGAGACGUCAAAGUCCAUCAUGUUACUAAUUUCAGUACAAGAGCAAAUAAUCAAUCCAUCUUUUAAUGUUAUUGUAAUUUGUAAUGGAAAGAGGGCCAUUUUCUCACACAGUUUGCAUCAGGACUGGAGAGAAAUGUAAAUUACUGGAGCAGUGUUGUGUGUCUGUGUCAAACUAAGUAUGGCAUUGCCCUCACCUUUAUGCUAAUUGGCAUGCUUCUUGUUAGCUUCACUCUGCACCAAAUGUACACAUCUGUUUUCAUUAAGUGUUUGUGUUUGCAGCGCUGCUGUAACGUCACAAGGCCUUCUCCUCUCCCUGACAUCAGUUCAGGGUGAAUGACAAUUAAAGCAGAGUACAAAUGUA